Molecule: messenger RNA, 476 nt
Organism: Cyanistes caeruleus (blue tit)
Lineage: Eukaryota; Metazoa; Chordata; Aves; Passeriformes; Paridae
Source: RefSeq, a predicted model, not a curated record
CUGGCCGGAAUUCCCCAAUUCCCCUCCCGAAUUCCCAAAAUCCCCAAAAUUCCCUCCCGAAUUCCCAAAAUCCCCAAAUUCCUGGCCGGAAUUCCCCAACUCCCCUCCCGAAUUCCCGUUUUUUGCUCUUUUCCCGGCAGCUCCGUGCCCACGCUCCCCGCAUUUUGGCGUCGCUGGUGGCCGGGCUGGACGACCGCGACGAUCCCGAGAAUCUCCUGGCUCUGGAAUCCAUGGAAGGAAUUCCCAAAAUCCUGGAGCACCUGGAGGAGGGCGAGGAGCGCUCGGAGCUGCUCGGCGUCGCCGUGCGCAUCCGGCCCUUCUUCGACAGCGAGCGGCGGGAGCUGCGGCGCUGCUCCAUCCUCCUCUUCGGGAACCUCUCCCGCUCCUCCCAUUCCCAACUUUUCCGGGAUCAGAUCCUCAACAGCCUCGUCCCGCUCCUGCUGCACCUGCAGGACCCCCAGCCCGACGUCGUCAAG